Molecule: messenger RNA, 5123 nt
Organism: Cicer arietinum (chickpea)
Lineage: Eukaryota; Viridiplantae; Streptophyta; Magnoliopsida; Fabales; Fabaceae
Source: RefSeq, a predicted model, not a curated record
AGGAAAGCCCAAUAUAUAGAACAGUCGGAAACCGGGAGAUGGUGACAUCGUAAGGUCUGGUGCUGCUGUCGAAGUCUGAAGUAGCAGUUGGAGAGAAUGAAAGCAUAUAGCAUCAGUAUCCAAAGAGAGAGAAGAAAGAAAAAUCAAGUAGAUUAGCGAGAGCAGUUUUGUGGUCCGCUCCGAAUGUCAUCGAAGUCUCCUCUCCUCUUUCUCUUGAGGAGAAGGAGACACCACCAUUUCCACACUCUCUCUUCUCAACAACCCUAUCAAUAUCAUUACUUAACUCAAUUCCUACCUCAUCCUCAUCCUACUUCCCCUCUCACAUUAAUCACCCCUAGAGAACGUCGUCUCAUUGCCGUUGGAUUAUCCACCAUCAUCAAAAACCGUCAUUCUUUUCUCUUGAAAACCUUCUCCUUUCGUUUCUCUCCAUCAUUUCUCGUCACCAUCAUGAACCUUCUCCACACUCGCGACGCCGCUUUCGCUUUCUUCAAGUUAUCGUUCGGCGAUUCCGAUUCCCGUUCCGAUCAAUUCGUAAAUUCUUGUUGCGUUGCCGCCCAUCUUUUGGCUGCUCAGAAUCUUCAAUUUCUUGCACAGGAUGUCGUUUCGUGGAUUUUUGGGAGGAUUCAAGCUGCUAGAAGUAAGGAGCUUGUGGAGUUUAUGUGGAGGAAUCAUUCGCGUUAUGAGUCUGAUUUUUCUGUUUUGAAUACCCUAAUGAGGAGUUUUUUGAAUGUAGGUAUGUGUUUAGAGGCUUUGGAUGUUUUGAAUAGGAUGAGAGUUGUUGGUGUUACACCUAGUGUAACUGCGAUUUCAAUUCUUUUUAAGUUGUUGUUUAGGAUCGGUGAUUAUGCUACUGUGUGGAAGUUGUUUAAAGAUAUGCUUCGAAAAGGGCCUUUUCCUUCUAAUAUCACAUUCAAUGUCAUGAUUUGUGGGUUUUGUGGAAAGGGAGGGUUUGUUAUAGGGCAGAGUUUGUUGCAUUUGAUGCAUAAGUUUGGGUGUUAUCCCGAUGUUAUUUCGUAUAAUACUCUUAUUAAUGCCUGCUGUAUUGGGGGGAAGACUUCUGUUGCGAUUGGAUGGCUUCGUUUGAUGGUGAAAAGCGGCUGUCAGCCGAGCAUUGCCACGUUUACUACGAUUUUGCAUGCUCUUUGCAGGGAAGGAAAUGUGGUGGAGGCGAGGAAGUUGUUUGAUAGAAUUCUUGAUAUGGGUAUUGCUCCGAGUACUACAAUAUAUAACACGAUGAUGGAUGGGUAUGUGAAGGCAAGGGAGAUUGGUCAAGCUAGCUUGCUUUAUGAAGAAAUGAGGAUUAAAGGGGUUUCGCCGGAUUGUGUUACUUUCAAUAUUUUUGUUGGGGGGCAUUAUAAAUAUGGGAGAAAAGAGAAUUGGAACAGAAUGUUAAAAGAUUUAACAGUGACCGGCUUUUUUCAGGAUUGUUCGCUUUAUGAUGUGACAGUAUCGUGGCUGUGUUGGACUGGUAGACUUGACGAGGCCAUGAAAUUUUUAAAGGAUUGUCUUGAGAAGGGACUAACUUUUAGUGUGGUUGCCUUUAACUCAUUAAUAGCAGCCUAUAGCAGGGAAGGUUUAGAAGACAAAGCUUUUGAAGUCUAUCAUAAUAUGGUUAAAUGUGGUUUCAUUCCUUCAUCGUCCACAUGUAAUUUUUUGCUUAUGGGUUUGUGUAGGAAAGGGAGGUUGCAAGAAGCUAGGUCACUUUUGUAUAGGAUGUCAGAGAAGGGGUUUCCCAUAAAAAGAGUGGCUUACACUCUGCUUUUUGAUGGAUAUUUCAAGAUGAACGAUUUCGAUGGAGCUCUAUUUAUGUGGAAGGAAAUGAAAGAAAGAGGUAUAUAUCCAGAUGUUGUUGCCUUCACAGCCUUAAUAGAUGGACUUUCAAAAGCAGGCAAUGUUGAUGAGGCAUAUGAAGUGUUCUCGGAAAUGUCAGCUAUAGGUUUUGUUCCUAAUAAUUUUGCUUAUAAUUCCUUGAUUGGUGGGUUUUGCAACUGUGGGAAGAUGACUGAAGCAUUAAAGUUGGAGAAAGAGAUGAUGCUAAAAGGCCUUCUUCCCGACACCUUUACUUUCAAUAUCAUCAUCGAUGGAUUUUGUAGACAAGGAAACAUGAAAUCUGCAAUUGACUCGUUUCUUGAGAUGCACCGGAUUGGUUUGAUGCCUGAUAUAUUCACAUUUAACAUAUUAGUUGGUGGAUACUGUAAGGCAUUUGACAUGGUUGGUGCAGAUGAUAUUGUAAAUAAAAUGUACACAUGUGGCCUUGACCCAGAUAUCACAACCUAUAAUUUACGCAUGCAUGGUUACUGCAGUGCUCGAAAAAUGAAUCGAGCAAUUGUCAUUUUGGAUGAGCUCGUCUCUGCUGGUAUUGUUCCAAACACAGUGACAUACAACACUAUGCUGAGUGGUGUUUGUAGUGAUAUUCUGGAUCGUGCUAUGAUUCUUACUGCAAAAUUAAUUAAAAUGGGUUUUAUUCCAAAUGCGAUUACAACCAAUAUAUUGUUGUCUCACUUUUGCAAGCAAGGAAUGCCAGAGAGGGCCUUACUGUGGGGUGAAAAGUUAAGAGAGAUUUGUUUUGGUUUUGAUGAAAUCUCCUAUAUAAUACUGGACAGAGCUAACCAUUUGGUGCAGAAUGAGGCUGAACUUGUCAGAGGAACUUAUGAAAAGAGCCUUUUUUUGGAUUUCCUAAUGUACAUUACAUUUGACCAUUUUUCAAGAAAUAGACCUCAUAUCAUAGAGAAUGAUAAUAGUUUCAAGUUGAUUGAAAGUCGAUAUGUUGCUUUAUGAGCUUGCUUGUUUCAUCUUUUUAUAAUCCUCGACAUUUUUGGAGGUUUUGUGUAAUCGUGAGAAGUGCACAUUGUCUACUUGAACAUUGCACCAAACAAGUGGUUGCAAAAUAGGUGGCAGUAGCACAAACUUUGAGAAACCAAGGAAAGAUUGGUUACCUUUUUCUAAGGUGAAUAUCAUUAAGAUAUUGCUACCAGUCUGGGCUGUAGGUGGAAGCAUAGUUUGCUUCUGAUAUUUAGAGGCCUCGGAAGUCGGAACCAUUAUCAGUCUGAAGUUUGAUUGAAUCUGCUGAAGUGCUGGCAAUGAAGGAUCUUUUGUGCAUGCAUUUUUUAGUGUGGGCGGCAACGUCAAAGGCAUGAGUUGGCAAAAAAGGUACUGAAGUUCAUUCCACAAUUACAGCAGAUGUAGACAAGAUUGGUGACAGAAUGUGGAGCAUUAAUCACCUUGACCUCAAGUCAUUCAGUUCAUUCCAAAGCUAAGGUAGAUGUAGACAAGAUUGGUGCUGUAGGAAACACUUCAGGUAAGUUCUUUACUUAAUCUGCUUGUUGAUUUAAUUUACUAGUCUACUGUUCUUUCCUCACAUUACUGAUCAUGGAAGACCAAUCACAUUAUUUGCAAUCAUUUCCCACCCAAAGGAUAUUUUUGUCAUCUUAAUUUUACAGUUAAUGCUGCAUCCCCAUAAAAAAUCAACCAAUUUGAGGUUUUCAAAACAGCCUUUUCACUCUAUCAGCUACAUGCUGCUAUCCCUUUGCUUCAGUUUCCACCUCUUGCAUGAACAAAGCCUAUUUGUUGCACAAGCCGUUUUCUCCCAUCUCCAAAGGCGACUCCCGGGUCUCAGCUUCUGACCUAGUAACUUUGAAUCUGCCACUUCCUCUGAAGUAGCACACAACCACUCCUCUAUCCCGGUCAACCAUUUCGAGCACAGAACAUGGUUAUUUUUAAGGAACUAAUGCCCAUUGUGCAGCAUGAGAUCUCAAUCGUCUAGCAGCUUUGAGAAGUAGCAGGACAAUGGGGUCUAAGGAACUAGAUUGAUUUUCCAGCUAUCAGAUGGCAAAAGCAAUGGUCAAAAGGCAAAAGCUCUAGUAUGAAUAUUUCUCUGCAACUUGAAUGCAGAAAGUUUGCAGUAUGAAUAUUUUGAGCAAUUGGAUGCAGAAAUUUUUUCAGUUUGUUCAUAAAGACAGCUAAAAUGUGGAAAGCUUGAAUCCGGUAAUAAUGGUCGUAUUGUAAAAUGGAAUAGAGUUUUUGAACUUUGGGUACUAACCAAGAGCAUGAAUGCAUGAUUCAAAUGCCAUCGAUCCACUCAACAGUAUGCAGCUUUGUGGGAAAUUCUCAAAAGAAUGGAAAAGUGAGUCCUUGGAAUUUCAAUACUAAGGGUUCAAUUGAAUCCAAUAAAGCAGCUUUGGGAAGGAUUUUGAUUAAAGGCAAUGAGCUAAUAAAAUGGAGAGGAUAUCAAGUGGUGGAGAUUGUUAAUCAAUUUAAUCUACAAUGUUGUUCUCCAGUUGGGUACUAACCAAUAGCAUGAAUGCAUGAUUCAAAUGCCAUCGAUCCACUCAACAGUAGCAGCUUUGUGGGAAGUUCUCAAAAGAAUGGAAAAGUGAGUCCUUGGAAUUUCAAUACUAAAGGUUCAAUUGAAUCCAAUAAAGCAGCUUUGGGAAGGAUUAUGAUUUAAGAGAAUGAGCUAAUAAAAUGGAGAGAAUAUCAAGUGGUGGAUAUUGUUAAUCAAUUUCAUCUACAAUGUCGUUUUCCAGUUGGUUGCCAAAUUUUUAUAUUCAGGUUCUACUCUAUACUGAACAAGAAUGGAAAUUGUACCAUUUCUAGUGUUGCUUCUAUUGUUUUUACUGUUGAAAAAUGAUCGAUUAAAACACUACCAAUAAUAUUACAUAUUUUAGUUGUUCACAUGUUCACUUUGGCCAGUUCAUUCCCUCUGCUACUUGUCGCACGAAGAUGAUGAGGCCAACAGCCAGAGGCAGUGCUGCAACGGACAUGAUGAGCAAUGAAAAGUGACAGGGAAACUGUCAAAUGCAUUCUAAUGAUUAAUCUAAAAUCUGAGAAAUCAAAUCCCAAAAGCAAAAGAAUAAGUUGAGGACAAACAAAUUUUAUAUGCAAUAUUGUGCACGAGGCUAGAGGAAAGUUGUGGUGAGUAGGCCAUUGUUGCUACUACAAAGAAAGGAUAAAAUACCAGAAUCCACAUGAUCUGCUCUGUUAGUGCUCUUAAAGCUGCCAUAGUUGUCACUAGGAAAAUUAACAUUAUUCAUUUAUAAUUUUUAUAAAAGGAAAAGGUUAGAUUUUAUUUCCUUUUGUUUUUGUUUUUGAGAUAACAGUUAGUAGAGUCAAAUUUCUGUGAA